AUGCUUGAUUCUUUCAUUCCCGCCAUCUUACGGCCGGACUUUACCUGGCCACGACCAGUGCCGUCUACAAUCUCGGAGACAACACCGCCCUUGCCCCAUAUUUCCAGCAGGAAUGUCAGGGUAGCAUGGGGCCUUGUGCACAAGUCUCUUUACUACUUUUCCCAGUGGUAUUGCUCCUGGUUCGGAAUCACAUUCAACGCCAAUAUCGUCCAAUUGCCAUUUGGACUCGUCAUGAAAUGGACAGAUCGGACUAGCAUUGAAGAAGUGGUUUCAAUGCAAAUGGCAGGUGCCGCCGGAAUUCCUGUUCCCAGGGUACUAAAUUACGGCGAACAUCUAAAGGCUCCAUUCAACAGGAAGAUAUCGAUCUUGAUGACCAGGCUGCCUGGAGUUCCCCUGGAAAAUUCGGAUGAUGAGCUGCAGGUCGACCUAGAAGAACCAUGGCUAGAGGAACUCAACAAAUGUGUGCGUUCAAUGCGUUCGUGGCUCCCACCUAACCACCAUUCCAUCUGCUCCCCUAUCGGAACGCCUCUGCGAAGUCCGCGGGUUCCUGGUCAUAUAAUGGGGCCCUUCACCGAUCAUACGCAACUUCUUGAAUAUUUGAUUUCGCCCGCUUCACCUCAUGGCUUUAAAACUAUGGUUGAAUACGAGGACACCCUAGCGUGUGCAAAAAAGCUCCAGCAACGUGAUUAUCGGAUUACAUUCACCCACGGGGACUUCAAGGCUCACAAUAUUCUAAUCGGCGACGAUGGGCAUCUAUCUGGGUUCUUGGAUUGGGAAUCUGCUGGGUGGUAUCCGGAAUACUGGGAAUACACAACAGCAAUGAGGUUUGGCAAAGGUAGCUGGUGGUUUCAAGUGGCCUCUUGGAUAGGAGGUGACCGAUACUUGGGUGAACUGGCUUCGGACAUCGCCCUUAACCUUCUAACGGUCGACUCAUACAUAGCAAUCUAA
Molecule: messenger RNA, 948 nt
Organism: Aspergillus viridinutans
Lineage: Eukaryota; Fungi; Ascomycota; Eurotiomycetes; Eurotiales; Aspergillaceae
Exons: 1
Coding region: 1-948 (315 amino acids)
Source: RefSeq, a predicted model, not a curated record